Molecule: messenger RNA, 663 nt
Organism: Sciurus carolinensis (gray squirrel)
Lineage: Eukaryota; Metazoa; Chordata; Mammalia; Rodentia; Sciuridae
Gene: Dynap
Product: dynactin associated protein
Exons: 4
Biological process (GO): activation of protein kinase B activity
Cellular component (GO): plasma membrane; Golgi apparatus
Source: RefSeq, a predicted model, not a curated record
AUGCCCAAGAGGAACCCAGGAAGGAUGUAUCAUAAAGAGGACAAGUGUCUUGUCGUUCUCAUGGGAUCUCAAGUUACACUGUCAAGCACAUGUCCAAAUGAACAAGGGGCUCACCGUUCCACAUUGGGGGGUCCACCUUCUAAUGACGUAGCUGGUGAUGUCUCCUCCAAAUCACCUGGUGUCUGGGUGAGCCCAGGAAUCGUUGCACACUCAGGAUGUUUUGUGGGGGUUAUGGGUUUGAAGAGUGAGAAGAAGAUUGAGAAAGUGAAAGGAAAUAGCUGCAGUGACUAGUCUCUGUGGAAAGUCUUCCUGGCCUGUCUCUUAGCCUGUGUCAUAACAACAACAAUUGGAGUGCUCAUAAUAUGCCUGGUGAAUAAUCGAGGAAAUAAUUUCUCCAUUGUUAUCCGGUUACCCACAAACAAUGGAGAGGCUGUAGUUAGGGGACUUGGAACAACCUGUCCUACUUCCCAGUCUACCCUGGCCACCACUUCAAUUGAACCUUCAGUCACCACCACGUCAACAGGAUCUGCAACCACAAUGGUCACAACCAAUCCUUCAACUCAGCCUGAAGCUAUAGCAACCACAACUGCAAGGACAACCACAGGUGCCACCGCUGCCCCAGAAUCUACAGCUACUGUAGCUCCUCCUCUACUUCUAAUUUAA